AUGGCGGACGCUGACGUGAUUGUUUUCAACGUUGCCACAUUCCUGGCGGCCCUGUUCCUCCUCGAGUUUGGGGCCGAUAAAUUCAUCGAUCACACGGCUGUAGUUGCGCGUCGUACGGGGCUUCCUGAGACCGUCGUUGGGCUCCUCACAGCCGGCGGGGAGUGGGAAGAGCUGGUGGUUGUUGUCGCGUCCCUGGCGCGGGGCCGCUCAUCCCUAGCCAUGGGCAACGUGAUCGGCGCCGCCAUCUCCAAUAUCUUGGGCGCCUUCUCGCUCGGCCUGCUAUCCUUUGAGACGGGGAGGGCGGCUCAAUUUGACAGGAGCGCGCGGAUAUACUCGCUCGUGCUACUCGUUCUGACGACCUUCGUCAUACCAAUUCUCUAUUUUCCAACGCAUGUCAUCUGGGAGGUGUGCGGUCCUGUUCUCAUCGCCACGUUUGGAAUCUAUCUUCUGCUCGUAGGCCUGGCCAUUGGCCGAGGGGUCCUUACGGCACCCGAAGAUUCCGACAGUGAUAGCGACAGCGACAGCGACGCAGAGAGUGACGCUGACGUUGACAAUGAUCGCCACAGCAGUUCUGAUGCAAGAAUUGCCGUGAGCAGAGCGGAGGCUACAGAGACAGAUCCGCUCAUCAACCCUCGCGUGCCAAAGGUGAGAGCCGCUAGCCCAGGCCACCACCCAGAAGCCACACCUCAACCUGUUCCGUCGCGGCGCCGCAGACCCCACACUCUCGGGUAUCAUGGCCUCUACCUACUAUUCGGAUUCAUCGCCAUCUGUCUCGCCGGCUACAUCCUCUCCCAAGCAGCGGCAAAUAUCACAGACCAGUUUGGCAUCUCGGACGUUCUAUUCGGCGUUGUCAUCCUCGCCAUCGCCACCACGCUACCUGAGAAAUUCAUCGCUGUCAUGAGCGGCUACCGCGGCCACCCCGGCAUUCUCGUCGCGAAUUGCGUCGGCAGCAACAUAUUCCUUCUGUCGCUGUGUGUUGGCAUUAUCAUGGUUGACACUACGGGUGCUCUGGAUGGAGGCAACGUAACGAUGCCAGAACUGGUGGCUCUUUGGGGGUCGACGCUAGGUUUAACCCUGACAGUCUGGUUUGGAGCCAGGUUUUGCCGCUGGAUUGGCGUGGCUAUGUUGGUUGGCUAUGUUGUUUUCAUUGUGCUCGAGGUCACAGUUAUCCACCGUGUGGCGAAUUAG
Ilyonectria robusta is the source of this 1188-nucleotide messenger RNA. RefSeq lists its product as uncharacterized. Lineage: Eukaryota; Fungi; Ascomycota; Sordariomycetes; Hypocreales; Nectriaceae. The coding region runs from base 1 to 1188 and encodes 395 amino acids. Gene Ontology annotation, molecular function: calcium channel activity; calcium, potassium:sodium antiporter activity. The record is from RefSeq and is a predicted model, not a curated record. The transcript has 2 exons. Gene Ontology annotation, cellular component: membrane. Gene Ontology annotation, biological process: intracellular calcium ion homeostasis; calcium ion transmembrane transport.